AUGUUUCCAUUUAUUAGUAACAUAUUUAGAUCAGAUCUUCCACUUUUUAUAUUUGAUGAUAUAUUUGUUCCAGGACCAGGAAUGAGAGUAGGUGUGCCAAGACCUCCUUACACAAAUCAAUAAUAUAAAGAUUAAGUUCCUAAGGUAUAAGUAAUGGUAGUAUAGUAGCCACCUAAUUUAUAGAAAAUGUAAAGUGUGAAAAAAUCAUUAGGAGAUUAUUCAGAAACAUAAGGGCAAUAUUGGUGUAUAUUAGGAGACAUGUCAUUUGAAAAGGGAGAUUAUACAAAAGCAAUAUAAUAUUAUGACAGAGCAAUAUAAUUGACAGACGGAACAGAAAGUUCUUUUUUUAGAUCAAGAGGUUUGGCUUAUAAAAAGAUGGGUAAUUUGGAUUAGGUACAAUUAUGAGAGUAUGAUUUUAGGCUUACAAAGAUGCAAUAAUGGCAAUAGAGUUGGAUGAUAAAAAUAUUAAGGCUCAUUUAUUAUGUGGAUAGGUAUUGGCAGAGAGAGGGAAAAAGUAGGAAAAUACUCAUGAGAUAGAGACAGCAAUUCAUAGAUUAACAAAGGCUAGGACUUUAUGUGCAGGAUAGAAGAAAUAAUAUUAUGAAGAUGAAUUGAGUAAAUAUAUUUAUAGAGCAAAAAAAUUACUAUGGUAUAAGAACAAAGAGUUGGAGGAUUAGAAAAAGAGAUAAGCAAUUAAUAAUUAUACACAGUAUUUAUAAUAGAGAGGAGAUUUGAAUGAAGAAUAAAGAAAGAAUGAAUUAAAUGCAUUUAUUAAUUCUAUUGGAAAUCCAGAUUAAAAAUAGAAUUACGAUAUUCCAAGUUAUUUGAUAUGUAAAAUAACAUUUGUAAUUAAUAUAUUAUAUUAUAUAGGAAAUGAUGGAAAAUCCAGUUGUGACAGAUGCAGGUCAAACAUAUGAGAGAGAUAUGUUAAUAGAGGCAAUAUAGAAAAAUGGACCAGUUGAUCCAUGUACUAGAUAACCUAUAAGUGGUGAAUUCUAUCCUAAUCACAAUAUUAAAUAAGCAACAUAAGAUUUCCUACUUAAUAAUCCUUGGGCCUUUGAAUUCUAAUAGGGUGAAAAUUAUGAUGAUAUUGAAUUUUGAUUAUAAUUGAUUGU
Paramecium sonneborni is the source of this 1115-nucleotide messenger RNA. NCBI's taxonomy places the organism in Eukaryota, Ciliophora, Oligohymenophorea, Peniculida, Parameciidae. The record is from the annotation of a GenBank genome assembly.